AUGUCUCACAAUUCUAAGAAUAAUAGACGUAAAACUCAAGACAAAUUUACUAUAAAUCUAAAACAAAAGACACAAGACAUGAAAGCAAUAUUCGAUUAUGAAGAAGUAUAUGAAUAUUUGAAG
Funneliformis caledonium is the source of this 123-nucleotide messenger RNA. The record is from the annotation of a GenBank genome assembly. Lineage: Eukaryota; Fungi; Glomeromycota; Glomeromycetes; Glomerales; Glomeraceae.